AUGAUGAACGGUGACUCUCGCGUUUCUCUUGAGACACAGUACAUAAGGAGGCAUCACAGGCAUGAGCCAAGGGAAAAUCAGUGCACUUCUGCUCUCGUUAAACAUAUCAAAGCCCCUGUUCACCUUGUGUGGUCGCUGGUUAGAAGAUUUGAUCAACCUCAAAAGUACAAGCCAUUUGUGAGCAGAUGUGUCAUGCAAGGGGACCUUGGAAUUGGAAGUGUCAGAGAAGUGAAUGUUAAAUCUGGCCUUCCAGCCACAACAAGUACUGAGAGGUUGGAACAACUUGAUGAUGAGGAGCACAUUCUUGGCAUCAGAAUUGUUGGAGGUGACCAUAGGCUGAGGAACUACUCUUCCAUAAUCACCGUCCACCCUGAGGUCAUUGAGGGGAGACCUGGAACAAUGGUGAUUGAAUCAUUUGUGGUAGAUGUGCCUGAUGGGAACACCAAGGAUGAAACUUGUUACUUUGUGGAAGCUUUGAUCAGGUGUAACCUAAGCUCUUUGGCUGAUGUCUCAGAGAGGAUGGCAGUGCAAGGUCGAACUGAUCCCAUCAACCAUUAA
Messenger RNA from Sphenostylis stenocarpa, 558 nucleotides. NCBI's taxonomy places the organism in Eukaryota, Viridiplantae, Streptophyta, Magnoliopsida, Fabales, Fabaceae. The record is from the annotation of a GenBank genome assembly.